Cyprinodon variegatus (sheepshead minnow) is the source of this 647-nucleotide messenger RNA. It is a transcript of the gene ndufs4, whose product is annotated as NADH:ubiquinone oxidoreductase subunit S4. Gene Ontology annotation, biological process: electron transport chain. The coding region runs from base 34 to 546 and encodes 170 amino acids. The record is from RefSeq and is a predicted model, not a curated record. The transcript has 5 exons. Lineage: Eukaryota; Metazoa; Chordata; Actinopteri; Cyprinodontiformes; Cyprinodontidae.
CGUGGCCACCGUACUUAAUUGUUGCCUACAAUCAUGGCGUCCUCAAUGUCACUUUUUGCUUUAGGUCGUCUGUCUGCGAGCAAUGUAGCCUCCAGGGUUCUCCUGAACCCCUUCAGGUCUGCAAGCACAUCAGCAUCGAGGUUGGCAGAGAAAGCUGGGCAAGACACGCAACUUAUUACGGUUGAUGAGAAAUUGGACAUAACUACUCUGACCGGGGUCCCAGAAGAGCACAUCAAAACUCGUAAGGUCCACAUCUUUGUCCCCGCCAAAACCUCCAUGCAGUCUGGCAUCAACAGUACCAAGAAAUGGAAGAUGGACUUCGACACCAGAGAGCGGUGGGAGAAUCCGCUGAUGGGCUGGGCCUCAACGGCCGAUCCUCUGUCCAACAUGAUGCUCACGUUCUCCUCUAAAGAAGAUGCCAUUGCUUUUGCUGAGAAAAACGGUUGGAGCUACGAAGUGACAGAGAAGAGGACCUCAAAGCCCCGCGUAAAAUCCUACGGAGCAAACUUCUCCUGGGACAAGAGAACCCGGAGGACCGCAAAGUAAACCGAAGGCCCAUCUGUUUGCUGUCUUGCUGCAGACUUGUAUCUUUCUUGUCAAUAAACGCAUAAUUAUAUAUAAGAAAACCAAACAAUUGGGUCAUGAUU